UUCCAGACGCUAAAAGACGACUUUGAGAGAACUGUGAUAGAUGACAGCCGGGGCCCUGGCAUCCCCAUGGAGAUUAUUGUGGGGAAGAUGUUCAAAAUCGAGGUGUGGGAGACCCUUCUAACUUCCAUGCGGAUCGGCGAGGUGGCAGAGUUCUGGUGUGAUGCUAUUCACACGGGAAUGUACGCCUUGGUCUCCAAGGGCAUGAGGAAAAUUGCCGAGGGCAAGGACCCCCUGGAGGGCCAGAAGCAUCGCUGUGGGAUGGGCAACAUGUUCGAUUACCACACCACAGGCCACGCAGACCUGGAUGAACUGCAGCAGACGCCACAGCCCCUUAUUUUCAUUAUGGAGCUGUUCAAAGUAGAGGAUCCCUCUUCCUACAAGCGGGAUACGUGGGCCAUGAACAACGAGGAGAAGCUGCUGGCUGUGCCGAAGCUGCACACGGAGGGCAACCGACUGGUCCUUUCCAGGAAAUUCAAGGAAGCGGCAGAGAAAUACCAGGAAGCUGUCAUCUGCUUGCGCAAUAUCCAGGCCAAGGAGAAGCCGUGGGAUGAAGACUGGAUGAAGCUGGAGAAUCUCAUUACACCUCUUGUGCUGAACUACUGCCAAUGCCAGCUGGAGUUGGGGGAGUAUUAUGAGGUGCUGGAGCACACAACCGACCUCUUGCAGAAGAACAAUGAAAAUGUCAAGGCUUAUUUCAAACGGGCUAAAGCCCACGCUGCUGUCUGGAAUGAAAAGGAGGCCCGAACAGACUUUUUGAGGGUGGCCCACCUGGAUCCAUCGCUGACUGCCGCUGUGAGGAAAGAAUUGAAGCUCUUGGGGGAGAGGAUGAGGAAGAAGCACGUGGAAGACCGCAAGAAGUACAAAGAUCUCUUCCAGCAGCCUCCUCCUAAAGGAGAAACCAAGGGGAGAGCAAUGGAGGAGACAGAAAAGCUGUCAGAUUCUAGCCUCAGCCCACAAACAGAGGAAAAUAUUCAAGAAACUCUUAAGCCUGAGAGAGGAAGAGAAGAAGGGAGAUGGAUGGGUGCAAAGACUGAAGAAACAGAGCAAGGGAACUUAGCAGAGAAAGACGAAGGACUCCUAAUGAAGACAGGUGAAAUGGACAAAGAGGACAGCACCCCUCAGAAAGUGAGGGAAGAGGAAAUGGGAAAUAAUUAUAAAGGAAUGAUGGAGAGCCAUUCUGGAGAUGACCUGACAGGCUGUGAAACCUCUGGAUGCAAGGAACAGUUAGAGUUUGGGCAGUGGAAACUUGAAGAACAGAGGGGGGAAGUGGAAGAGGUUAGUUCUGGGGCUUGGGAUCAAAACAGAGAAGUGGAUUUUCCAGUGCUGCAGGAAAAGGACGCAGAAAGAAGAGCCGUCCCUGGGAGCCCUGGAAAGGAAUUAGGGGGAGUUGCAGGAAACCAUGUGAACAGCAGCAUAGGGGAAGGGUUCAUUAAAGGUCCUUGUGAGACUGGAGUGGGCAUUGGAGCAGAGAACUUCACAAGAGAGAUGGAAGGAUAUGAAGCAAGUUGUGGGAAACGAGAAGCCCCAACUGUUGAAUUGUCAAGGGGACAGGGUGAUAAGGGCUUUGGAGCAGAGGAUCCCAAGGAUGGGGUUAUAGUGGAGAGCCCUCAGGAAAGUAGUGAAAAAGAUGACUUCCAAAUCCUUCAGGAAGGAUCAAAGACAGAAGCAAGUGUGGCAACAGAACGGAGGGAAAAGGUCAGUUCUGACUGGGAAAACUGUGGUGGGCCAAGAAAGGAGAAUUCUACUGGAGAGGAGGAGGAACCUAAAGAAGAAACAAAAUUGGGAGAGAAAAGAAGAGAAGAUAAUGAUCAUUCCAUUCCAGAAGAGGAGACACGUUGCUGUGAAGCAGGCCCAGAGCAUUGUGAGGGAGAGGCAGACCCAGAAGACUUUAAAAGAGUGGCAACUGGUGAACAUGUGAAAAUAACAUUAGAUGUUAGGGCCAAGGAAGUGAUAAGCCUCGAAUCAGAGCAUGCCAGAGAAGAGGGGGGUGGCCACAGAGAGGUAGCUGGAUGUAGGGAGGAAGGAACUGAAGUUGGUGGCAGAUCAAGGCUGUGCAAAGAUGCACAAGGAGAUGUGGCAGACCCAGAAUGGUUCAAGGCAGAAAUAAGCUUCAAAGCUGAUGAUCUGGAGAUGGGAACGAGAGGGGAGGAUUCCAAGACAGAGCAAGUAGAUCUGCAAGUUAGGGGGGUAGAGCCAGAAGUGAAAACAGGCAGGGAAGCAGAACUGAUUGUGGGGCAAGAAUCUCUAUGGGGCAAUGGUGAGGUGUCGAGAAAGGAGGAUGGAGAUACAGAAGGUAUUUCAUUGGCCACCCACUGCAGAGGAGACAAAAGCGAAGUGCUGGAGUUGACUGGAUCUGGAGCAGUGGGUGAGCUGAACAUUUCUACCCUAAGACAACGAAACCUGAUGAAAGAGGAAACCCAGUGAGGAGGCAGAGAGGUAUGAAAAAUAGUGGGUU
This is a messenger RNA of Lacerta agilis (Sand lizard), 2455 nucleotides long. RefSeq lists its product as uncharacterized. The record is from RefSeq and is a predicted model, not a curated record. The transcript has 5 exons. Lineage: Eukaryota; Metazoa; Chordata; Lepidosauria; Squamata; Lacertidae. Gene Ontology annotation, molecular function: protein binding; peptidyl-prolyl cis-trans isomerase activity. The coding region runs from base 67 to 2424 and encodes 785 amino acids.